GUUGUCAGGAAAAACGCGCGAAAUUCUCGGCAGUGGACACUUUGCACGAGAUAACGCACACACAAAUUUUGGGCUUCAGAUAUGGCCACAGAAGGCAGCAGCGGUGCAGAGAUCAAAGACAGUGACAGCAAGAAGGAUGAAGUAACACGGGCAGUUGGAUUGGUGGCUCAGGGCAGAAGAAAUAUCAUCUGUGGGGAAAUUCCAGCCGCUGUCAACCAGUUUCAAGAAGCCUGCAAAAUUUUUGCCAGCCAUUAUGGGGAAACUGCCAAAGAGUGUGCUGAGGCUUAUUUCUACUAUGGACAAGCUUUACUCGAACUGGCCAGGAUGGAAACGGGUGUGCUGGGAAAUGCUCUGCAAGGAGUUGAUGUAGAAGAGGAGGAAGAGGAAGAAGAAAAACCUGAGAAGGAAGGAGUUGAGGGUCCCCCACUAACAGACGAGGAACGUCUCUCUUUACGAGUGGAAGUCGUAGAAGCCAUGGCUGAAGAAAAGAAGGAUAAAGCCGAGGAGAAUGGGGACGGAACAUCCACUGACGAGAAGGAAAACGGAGACGAAAAAUCCAAGGAAAAUGGAGAUAAAAAAUCAACCACCGAGAUAAAAAAUGAGGUGGAAAAGUCUAUCGGUAAGGAAAGUGACUCGACACAAGAUAAAAUGGAAACUGAUGAAGAAGUAAUGGAGAAGAAAGAAAAAGAUGAAAAAGAGUCUUCUAAAGAUGAACAAUUAAAAGAUAAGCCUGAUGAAGAGGUGUUGAGUAGUGAAAAUAAAGGUAAGGAUAAAGAAAAAACACCUAAAAAAGAAAGUGUAUCCGUUAAAAAAAUUGAUGAAAAUGUAAAGAAAGAUGUUAAAGAUGAUAAAAUUUUAACAGACGAUGUAGGUAAAAAAGUUGCAGAGGAGGCUAAAAAUGUUGAAGCAAAACAGAAAAAUGCAGAUGAAAGCAAGGUGGAAGACGCUAAAUUGGUGGAUAAAAAGUUGGAUGACACGUCCAAGAUUUUGAUAGCAAAACGUAAAGAUGAGAAGGCUGAAACUGUGGUAGAAAAUUCAAAGGAAAGUACGACUGUAAAAAACAACUCUGAAGAACCAGAUAAUAAAACGACUGACAUGGCAGUGGAUAAAUCAAAACAUGAAACUGAAGCUGAAACGGGUAAAUUGAAAGAAAAAGAAAGCAAGAAAGAUGAGGAAGUGAUGGAUGUGAGUGAAUCAGAAAACCUAGACAAAGAUUCAAAGUCUGUAGAACAGACAGAAAAGAAAGGGACAGAAAAGAAAGGUUCAGAAGAAAAACCAGCCGAAGUGAAAGGAAAAGAACCCGAGGAAGAUUGUGAAAAGAAAUCUGUUGAGGAAGAAAGUACAGAAGCCAAAGCUGACAACGCCAAGCCAGUGGAUCCAGAAAAAGAGACUGGUGAGAAAAGUGACAAAAAAGACAUGGUGAGAAAAGUGACAAAGAACCAGAAACCAGUCAGGAGGAGGGUGAGGAGGAGGAGGAGGGUGAGGAGGAGGGGUGAGGAGGAAGGGGAGGAAACUGCAGAGGAUGAAGAAGGGGAAGUAACCGGUGACAAAAAAGAUGAAGAAGAUGAGGAUGCAGAUGAUGUUCCAAAUCUACAACUAGCCUGGGAAAUGCUUGAGUUGUCAAAGAUGAUAUAUAUCAAAGAGGAAGAUAAGGAAUCCAAACUAAAGUUAGCACAGUCAUAUCUUAAACUCGGAGAAGUUAGUUUGGAAACAGAAAACUAUGAGCAGUCGGUGGCAGACUUCAAAGAAUGUCUAACAUUACAAGAGAAAUACUUGGAACCUACAGACAGAUUACUGGCAGAAACACAUUAUCAGCUAGGUCUAGCAUAUGGAUUUGACAAACAGUUUGAUUGUGCCAUAGAACAUUACAAGGCUGCUGUUAAAGUUAUAGAAUCCAAAAUUGAACAAUUAACUAAAUUGAUCGAAGAAAAAUCAACUACAAAAGGAAAAGAGCUUGCAACACCUGAUGACCCUGUGUCAAAUGCCGCACAAGAAAUCAAAGAACUUAAAGAAAUAUUGCCUGACAUCGUAUCUAAGGUGGAGGAUUCCGAAGAAGAGAAAAAGAACCAUGACCAACUGAAGAAGAUGGCCAAGGAAGCUGUGGGUGGAGUAUUUCCACAGUCUGGUGCCAGUUCUGGUGAUACUGCAGCCACGAUACCAAAGACAGAAGUAAAAGCCCUGGAUGUUAACCUGAUCAGAAGAAAGUAUGUGUUGCAGAGGAAACCUGAGGAGGAUGGUGUCGAAGAUGGCGAUUCCAAGAAGUCGAAGCAGGAGAAUGGAUCUGGAGAUGUGAAGAAAAUCAAAGAGAAUGGUCACAGUGAGGAAAAGAUUGACAGCAAGGUUCAAUCUUCAAACCUCCCUGAACCAAUGGCGACAUCUUGAAAGGGGACUGAUACUAAUUACAAUUCCGAUCUCCUUCCCAACUGCCUGUAUACUUGACCCGACAUUUCAAUGGAGGACUCCUAAUAUUUGAUCACUCGCAAAGUUCUGACGUGUACAUCGACCCAACAUUCUAAUGGAGGACUCAAAUAUUUGAUCACUCACAAAGUUCUUACGUGUACAUCGACCCGACAUUCUAAUGUAGGACUCAAAUAUUUGAUCACUCACAAAGUUCUUACGUGUACAUUGACCUAACAUUCUAAUGAGGACUUCCGAUAAUUGAUCAUUCACAAAGUUCUUUCAUGCACAUGAAAUCUCCAUUGUACUGUCUUUGUUGCUGCAUUAAAAUCGGCCCUUUUGUAAA
Molecule: messenger RNA, 2743 nt
Organism: Gigantopelta aegis
Lineage: Eukaryota; Metazoa; Mollusca; Gastropoda; Neomphalida; Peltospiridae
Product: nuclear autoantigenic sperm protein-like
Exons: 18
Coding region: 82-2382 (766 amino acids)
Biological process (GO): DNA replication-dependent chromatin assembly; CENP-A containing chromatin assembly
Cellular component (GO): nucleoplasm
Molecular function (GO): histone binding
Source: RefSeq, a predicted model, not a curated record